This is a messenger RNA of Haliotis rubra (blacklip abalone), 1295 nucleotides long. RefSeq lists its product as uncharacterized. Lineage: Eukaryota; Metazoa; Mollusca; Gastropoda; Lepetellida; Haliotidae. The record is from RefSeq and is a predicted model, not a curated record. The transcript has 9 exons. The coding region runs from base 52 to 651 and encodes 199 amino acids.
AUCGAAAACCUUUAAGCAACAGCUGAAUAUACGUUCUUACCUCUUUUCAGGAUGAACACUGUCAAGGCACUGCUACUCUUUCUAACCUUCACGUGGCAGGAGAAAGCAGCAGCAGCAAUACCAACAAAAUCGACAGCUUCAACAACACGAACAACAACAUCGCCAGCAUCACCAUACAAUGUUGUGUGUACGUCCACUGAAGAGGCCAAACUGACACUGACAGACAACAGUUAUAAAGCUGACUUCCCACCUGGAUGCCAUGCAACGGGGCCGCUUUACACACUUAACACGUCUUGCUUAGGGGGAACCAUCUUCAUAUACAAGCAGCCUAUUAGCGCAACUAAAGUCAUUGGAGGCGACGGCACAAUCGCCCUCACCAUAACAUGUGUAGUCCCAGUAGACGGGGUGACGGCGACACCAGUCAUCCAGGUGAAGAUGGCGGCUUCAGUGAGUCCAACGGUGGAGAGUCACCCUUUCACUGCAGUUACAAUGACACUGUCAACAACCGACCCAAGCACAAACCCGACUGUUGCAUCCCAGGCCACGCUGGGGGAACACUUGUAUCUCGUCAUAUCGAGCCGAAGCAAAGGCAUCAGGGGGAGACAACUUUUUGAUACCAGAGAGCUGUUCCGCUACAGAUGGGGGCGAUAACGUAGAUUUGUGGAACCUCAAACAAAGCGGUGGUACCAAGUGUGGGAGUCUCGAGCCUACACUGUUCGGUAAUUUCACAGUUGAUAACAACGUAGUACAAGUGAAAGGGACGGAUGAGGAUAUCACAUACGCGGAUAUAUAUGCUUUCAAGUUCAAGACCCGUGACACCAUCACGUACAGAUGCACUGUACUGGUGUGUCCGAAAAGUGGAAACGGUCAAUGCUCAACGGAGCUGACUUCAAUGACAAAUAGCAAAUGCUUGACAAAAACAACUAGAAAACGUCGAAGCCUUGACAGCAAGCGGGCCGUGCCACAUGUCCGAAAGACAGUGUCUGCCACGCUGACAGUCUCUGACUUCCAGGGUCUCUCCGAAGGCAGUCAAGCCAGAGUGGAAGGUCUUCUGCUGUUGGUGGCCAUGUUUACAAGCGUCCUCUCAUCAAAGUAACAUCAUCAGUCAUACACGAAGUCAGUACACACAUGUACAGAAACACACUGAGGAUCGCCUUAAAUCUUUUCCAAGAUCAACAAUUGAUGUUUUAAAAAAUAUAUCUGUAUAAUGCAUGAACACUCUGAUACACUGCAAAUUAACCUUGACCGAAACUGUAUGAAAUUCAUGAUGUGAUCAAUAAAUUGCUGCAACAUUC